UAACAGCCUCCAGCAAGGGCUCCGCCUGUGGUAGAGGCAAAGGCAGGCAGUCCCCAGAGACGUUUGUGCAGCUGAAACAGACACAGCGCCCCAGUCCUUCCUGGCUACCGGGAUGGCCCUCACAAACACCACCGCCAAGGAUCUGGACAAGUUCAUUGAAGACCAUCUCCUGCCGGACACCCGUUUCCGCACAGAGGUCAGACAGGCCAUCGAUAUGAUCUGUGCCUUCCUGAAGGAAAGGUGUUUCCGAGGUGCCCGCCACCCUGUGCGGGUGUCGAAGGUGGUGAAGGGUGGCUCCUCGGGCAAAGGCACGACCCUUAGAGGCCGGUCUGAUGCAGACCUGGUCGUUUUCUUCACAAACCUCAGCAGUUUUCAGGAGCAGGUGUCACGCCGGGGAGAGUUCAUCACGGAAAUUAGGAGACAACUGGAAGAGUAUCAAACCCAUAACUCAAAAGACAUGUUUCAAGUAACCUUUAAAGUCCAGAAUCCACAAUGGUCCAACCCCCGCGUUCUCAGCUUUGAGCUAAGUUCCCACUGGUUGACAUGGAAUACAGUGGAGUUUGAUGUGCUUCCCGCCUAUGACGCCCUGGGUCAGGUCAGCAACACCAAAGCCUACAGACCCAAUCCCCAAAUCUAUGUCAAGCUCAUCAAUGAGUGCACCUUGAGCCACAGAGAGGGUGAGUUCUCCACCUGCUUCACUGAGCUCCAGAAGGCCUUCGUGAAAGGGCAGCCAACCAAGGUGAAGAGCCUGAUCCGCCUCGUCAAGCACUGGUACCAGCUGUGCAAACGAAAUCUUGGGAGUCCCCUGCCACCACAGUAUGCACUGGAGCUGCUGACGAUCCAUGCUUGGGAGAGUGGGAGUGGAAAAACCUCUUUCAACAUGGCCCAGGGAUUCAGGACUGUCUUGGAAUUAGUCAUCGAGUACAAGCAGCUCUGUGUCUACUGGAUGGAGUUUUAUGACUUUGAAAACCCUACCAUUGGAGACUACCUGAAGGGGCAGCUGAGGAAACCCAGGCCUGUGAUUCUGGACCCCGCUGACCCUACUGGAAACUUGGGUGGUAAAGACUCAGAGCGCUGGCAGCGGCUAGCACAAGAGGCAGAAGCCUGGCUGAGCUACCCGUGCUUUAAGCUCUGGGAUGGGUCCUCUGUGAGCUCAUGGGAACUGCCAGAAUUGCACAGAAGAUCAAUAAUGAUGGACGAAAUAGGAAUGUAUUUGGAGGCUGGGCAAUGGAAGCCUCCAGCACACAGUGAGGGCGAUGGGGUGACCUGGCCACAGGCUAGAGUCAGAGCAAAUCCAGACUCUGACUUCCUCCAGCACAUGUCAGCUCCGCAGGCCCAGGAGACCUGGUCGUGCACCCUCCUGUGAGCACCAGGCAUCUGCGGGCCGAGGGGUGACAACAGACCUGAGAGAUGACCAGAGAGAUUUAGACAAGAGAGCGGCAUUCAGCCUUGAUUUUCAUCUGUGUCCCAUUCAUGAUCAAUGACAAUAAAAAUGACAGAAGCUGC
Molecule: messenger RNA, 1506 nt
Organism: Heterocephalus glaber (naked mole-rat)
Lineage: Eukaryota; Metazoa; Chordata; Mammalia; Rodentia; Bathyergidae
Product: 2'-5'-oligoadenylate synthase 1
Biological process (GO): regulation of ribonuclease activity; negative regulation of viral genome replication; defense response to virus
Cellular component (GO): membrane; nucleoplasm; cytosol
Molecular function (GO): double-stranded RNA binding; 2'-5'-oligoadenylate synthetase activity
Source: RefSeq, a predicted model, not a curated record